Molecule: messenger RNA, 607 nt
Organism: Limulus polyphemus (Atlantic horseshoe crab)
Lineage: Eukaryota; Metazoa; Arthropoda; Merostomata; Xiphosura; Limulidae
Exons: 3
Coding region: 74-544 (156 amino acids)
Cellular component (GO): extracellular region
Source: RefSeq, a predicted model, not a curated record
ACUAUUGUUGUUGUUCCACAGAAGCCAUACGGUGAGAGAAAACUCUGCCAUCCAGGAGGAGAAACCUAACAUAAUGAAGUACGCCGCCAUGCCUUUUCUGUUUCCAUUAUCAGUGGUCUUAGUAUUGUGUCUGAUCACAGACGUCGGAGACUGUCGAAUGGGGUGGAUGGUAUUUGGCAGCUGUAUCCUUAAACAUAUGGGUUUCCCAGCCUUACUUAAUAAAGACGUUCGCUGCGCUGCGAAUGAGAUGUUUAAAAUUUUCUAUAAAAUGACCACUAGAAAAUGUAUCAACUGUGAGAGGUAUUUUUAUUGUCAGAGCAACUACAACGCUGUGUACAACUGUGGUCAGAAUUUCAAGUCCAUACACACUGCUGAGGUUAUCAGCAAUUGCCGGGAGUUCUUACAGGGAGGAACUGACAGCAGAGCCAACCAGAAAGCCAAAAGACACGGGAGAAGAGGAUGGAACUGUGCCAGAAAGUAUCUUUGUGCAGUCAACUGCAAAUAUAACCCGAGUCACGGAACUUGUUCGUUAUCAAAUUGUUGAAAACCGGUCUUAAGUUUGUCUUUGAAGCAAUUUCGUGAGAAUGAUUGAAGACAAUAAUGUUGA